Molecule: messenger RNA, 1928 nt
Organism: Onthophagus taurus
Lineage: Eukaryota; Metazoa; Arthropoda; Insecta; Coleoptera; Scarabaeidae
Product: sodium-coupled monocarboxylate transporter 2-like
Biological process (GO): transmembrane transport; sodium ion transport
Cellular component (GO): membrane
Molecular function (GO): symporter activity
Source: RefSeq, a predicted model, not a curated record
AUCAUAUAAUAAACUAAUUCGUAAGAUUGUAAUCGAGAAUAAAAUACUGUUUAUUUUUGGGUAUUGUAUAAAAGCUUAGUUUUAUUAAAUUAUUUUUAAAAUGUUUCUGCGAUUACCAUGGAGAACUCAACAUUAACUUUACAAGAUAUCUUAGGAAUUAAAUUUACAUGGUACGACUAUUCAUUUUUCUUAUUGAUGCUACUUGCAAGUGCGAUAAUAGGUGUUUAUUAUGGAUUUUAUAAAAAACAACAAACCGCUGAGGAUUAUUUAUUCGGUGGAAAAUCUUUGGGUAUUAUUCCAAUGGCUUUAUCAUUAACAGCAAAUAAUAUUUCGGGAAUAGCUUUAUUAGCUGUUCCAUCAGACGUUUACAAGCAUGGAAUAUCAUUUUGGUUUACUUACGUAAGUUUAAUCUUCGUAAUAUUCGCUUCCUAUAAAAUUUUCGUGCCCGUAUUUGCUAAAUUAAAAACAACGAGCACAUUUGAAUAUUUAAAACUAAGAUAUGAUACAAAAACUCGAUUAUUGGGUUCAAUCCUUUAUCUUGGACACAUCAUUUUAGUUUUACCCAUCGUUAUUUAUAUUCCAGCUUUAGCUUUAGUUCAAGCGACCGGCAUCAAUUUACAUUUAAUCAACAUAUUAUUAUGUGCAGUUUGCAUUUUUUACACAAGUAUUGGUGGAUUAAAAGCUGUUGUGUAUUCAGAUGCGCUUCAAUCGAUUGUUAUGAUAGGCGCUUUAGCUAUUGCUUUUACUUUGGGUGUUAUUAGAUGUGGUGGAAUUGAAAAUAUAUGGAAUACCUCGUAUGAAAACGAACGAUUAACGUUGGUGUUUGAUUUAGAUUUUACUAAAAGAAAUGGAUUUUGGGCAGUUUUAAUCGGCCAAUUUAUCGCUUGGAUGAGUUUUAUGGGUAUUAAUCAAACGUAUAUUCAGAAGUGUUUAGCUUUACCGUCACAAAAAGAUAUUACAAAAGUUUUGAUUAUGUUCGCAAUAGGAUUAUUUAUAAUUGGUUCAUUAUGUAAUUUUACUGGAUUGAUUAUGUUUACCGAAUAUUCAACUUGUGAUCCAUUAGAAGCGGGAAUUUUACAAAAACAAGAUCAAUUACUUCCAUAUUACAUCAUGGACAUUGCAAAACAACUUCCCGGAUUAGCUGGAUUUUUCAUUGCAGGAGUUUUUAGUGCGGCUUUAAGUACAAUGUCUGGAAUGCUUAACAGUUUAUCUUGUACAAUUUUUGAAGAUUUUAUUUCUCAUCGAUUACCAAAAAACACUUCGCAACGAAAAAUUAGCACAAUUCUAAAACUAAUUGUUGUUAUAAUUGGAGUUAUCAGCACGAUUAAUGUUUUCAUUGUUGAAAAGCUCGGGGGGAUGUUAGCUUUGGCGAAUAGCCUGUCUGGAAUUACAGCCGGUCCGAUUUUAGCACUUUUCGCUGGUGGGAUGCUUAUACCAAAAAUAAAUUCGAAAGGUGCUUUUUGUGGUACUUUAAUAUCUGUAUGUUCAAUGGCAAUUGUUGUUCUUGGUUCUCAAUGGUACCAAAUUAAUGGUUAUAUAACAACACCACCUCUUCCGGUUUCAAUUGAGGGAUGUCCUUUGAAUGGAACAUUUACAACAAAAACAAAUAUAAAUAUAACGUUAUCUGCUCCUUCAAGCCAAGUACCAUAUAUUUUUAAAGUACCAUUUUAUUGGUACAGUAGUAUGGGAUUGAUUAUAAGCUUAGUAUUUGGUAUCAUAAUAAGUCAAUUUGUUAAAGAUAAAAAAUCGAAAAUACUUUAUAAGGAUUUAUUUAGUCCUGUUAUUCAUCGAUUUUUAACAACAAAAGAUGAAGAGAGUUCUAAGGACGUUACUGAAACGUUGAUGGUAAACAAGUUUAACGAAGAAAGUAAUACAGAAAUGUUUGUUAAUGAGAAUAAAUAAAUAAAGUUAAAAACACAAUAAAACUA